UUUAUUUAAGAACCAUUAUCCUUAAGAAAAAAAUUUACAAAAUAUUCCCUCCCCCAGAAUGGAUUUUUCAACUCAAAUUUGUUUACAGAUUAUUUGUUCUCCAGUUUGCUGCCUCAGUGCUAUGUAAGCAGGAGAAAUCUGCAGUCAUUUGAUUUGGGAGACCAGUCACUAUGUGGAAAAAACAUUUUGUUUUUUGGCUUGUGGCUUUGGCUGUUGCUAUGAACUGUUUAGUGUAUGGACAAAACAGAAGGAGGGGACAGAAGCCAAGUUCUCUAGCAAGAAAAGACAAUCUCCUGGAUUCCGUCUGCUUCAUCGAUAUUGUCUUUGUCCUGGACAGUUCAGAAAGUGCCAAAGAUGUGCUGUUUGACAAGCAGAAGGAGUUUGUCACCCUCCUCAGUGAUAAAGUUUUCCUUAUGAAGCCCAGCAGAGUUAACAGAUAUGACAUUAAUCUAGCCGUCAUGCAGUUCAGCAGCUCUGUCAGAAUUGACCAGCCUUUUGGCAAGUGGAGAGGUCUGCCAAACUUUAAGCAGAGAGUCAAGGAGAUGACUUACAUUGGCCAAGGCACCUAUUCCUAUUAUGCUAUUUCCAAUGCUACUCAGCUCAUCAAAACAGAAGGCCGUAAAACUGGCGUCAAAGUUGUUUUGUUGCUGACAGAUGGUAUUGACCAUCCGAAGAGCCCUGAUGUCCAAGCCAUUUCUGAAGCUGCCAGAGCAUUUGGGAUAUCGUUCAUUACCAUUGGCCUUUCAAAUGUUGCUGAUAGAGUCAAACUACUUUCAAUAUCUGGCAAUUCUCCUGGGAACACCGUCCUCCUCCUGAAUGAUCCCAACCUUCCAGAUAAAAUACGGAACCAGCUGGCCACUUUAUUUGAUGAGCAGUGUGGAAGGCAAUGUGAAUGUCAAAAGGGAGACCAAGGACCCCCAGGACCAAGGGGUGGUCAUGGUAGUAGAGGAGAUAAAGGUGAACGAGGACCUAAAGGAGAAAAGGGAAGUCUUGGUUAUAAAGGAGACAAGGGUGAGAGAGGGGAGUGUGGAACACCUGGCCUAAAAGGAGACAGAGGAGAAGAAGGCCCUUUUGGACCAAAGGGACCAAGAGGCCCUCAGGGAAUCAGUGGACCUCCUGGUGAGCCUGGUCCAAAAGGCAUUCAAGGAAGUAAGGGUGAGCCGGGUCCAUCAGGACCAUAUGGCCCUGCAGGAGUCCCUGGAAUUGGAUAUCCAGGACCUAAGGGUGAUAGAGGGCAGGAAGGAAGAAUUGGGUUUCCUGGACCAACUGGAAUUGGUGAGCCUGGUUUAACAGGGCCACGGGGUCCUGAGGGUGUGCAAGGUGAACGGGGUCCACCUGGAGAAGGACUCCCAGGACCAAAGGGUGAAAAAGGUUCUGAAGGACCAGGAGGACCAGUUGGAGCACCAGGCCUAUCUAUUAAAGGAGAUAAGGGGGAACGAGGGAUCGAUGGACCACAGGGCCCCAUUGGACCACCUGGAAUUGGAGUCCCAGGCAACCAGGGAAUUCCAGGUUUGAAAGGUCUGCCUGGUGCAAAAGGAUUGCGAGGUGUAGGCCUGCCUGGACAAAAGGGUCAAGAAGGUGCACCAGGAAUAAAAGGAGAUGCUGGAGCACCAGGAAUUGGACAACCUGGACCUAAAGGGGAGCCAGGGAGACAAGGAUUUCCUGGAGAAAAUGGGAAAGCAGGAUUAAUGGGGAUGCCAGGCAAAAAGGGAGAACAAGGACCACCCGGUGCAAGAGGCCCAGAAGGAAUACCUGGGAAAGGUGACAUGGGCCCAAAGGGUGAAGAGGGACAAAAAGGAGCUCAAGGGAUGGAUGGUCCAAAAGGUAUAGCAGGUCCUGUAGGUCCAAAGGGUGAACCUGGUAUCAAAGGUGCAGUUGGUAACCCUGGACCUUCAGUUCGUGGACUACCUGGCCCUAAGGGAGAACAGGGAUAUCCAGGUCCUCCUGGAAGUGAUGGAAAUCCUGGACCUUCAAUUGUGGGACCUCAGGGUGCUCCAGGUUUAAUUGGACCACCAGGAACUCCUGGAGCAAAAGGAGAUGGCUUUCCGGGUCCAUCAGGCCCACGAGGAUUGCCUGGGGUUCAGGGACCAAGAGGCCUUAAAGGAGCAGGUGAUCCAGGACAGAAGGGAGAACAAGGACCAAGAGGACACCCAGGGCCUCCUGGACAAAGGGGAAUAGGAAUACCUGGUCCUAAGGGUGUUAUAGGACAAAAAGGUAUGCCAGGUCCACAGGGUCCUCCAGGAGAAGGUAUACAAGGAAGUAAGGGAGAACAAGGAAUUCAGGGUUUACCAGGACCAAAAGGCUCCAUUGGAAUUGGAUUACCUGGUCCUAAGGGAGAUUAUGGAGAGAAAGGUGAUCAAGGAAAGAGAGGUAACAAAGGAGAAAUUGGAGAACCAGGACCUGUGGGACCAAGGGGAUUUUCAGGAGUCAAAGGUGAACCUGGUCUUACUAAAGAAGAGGUAAUCAAACUCAUCAUGGAGAUAUGUGGUUGUGGUGUUAAGUGCAAGGAAAAUCCUUUGGAGCUAGUAUUUGUGAUUGACAGUUCUGAAAGUGUUGGGCCUGAGAACUUUGACAGGAUCAAAAGAUUUGUGAAAACAGUAAUCGAUGCUAUCACAGUCAACCAAACAACAGCCCGUGUUGGCAUCAUCAACUUCAGCCAUAAAGUAGAGGUAGUGUCCACUCUACAGCAAUACCUUAACAAAGAAAGCCUGAAAGGUGCAAUAGAUGCAAUGCAGUACCUUGGAGAAGGUACAUACACUGCUACUGCAAUCAACAAUGCCACCAAUAUAUUCAAGUUUGCCAGACCAGGGGUGAGAAAGGUGGCUAUCGUAAUAACAGAUGGGCAAGCAGAUCGGCGUGAUCCCAGCACUCUGGAAGUGGUCGUAAAGGACGCCCAUGGAAACAACAUAGAAAUAUUCGUAAUUGGAGUGGUUCAAAAAACUGAUCCCAAUUUUGACAGUUUUCGGAAAGAAAUGGAUCUCAUUGCUACAGACCCAGACAGCGAACACGUCUACCAGAUAGAUGAUUUCAUAACCCUGCAAGCUCUUGAGGAUAAGAUCUUCAAACAAAUUUGUGAGAAUGAUUUCAGUUCUUAUAUCAGCCAUGUGCUCAGUUCAGCACUUUCUCCUGGAUCUGAAACAAGGCGAGAACACACCAGUCAUUUUGCCAUAGCUAGCACUCCAGAGCCAGACAUCCUUCCACCUAAGCCAGAAGUAACUGAACCUCUACACCGCAUACCCAGUGAGAGAGUAGCAUCCCGUGCUGAGUGGGAUUAUUAUGGUACCACCACUUCUCCUAAGCAUAUUCCUGAUAGUCACAAGCGACCAGUCAUCCCAUCUCUUUAUGACCAAACAGAGUAUCUGGAAUCCAGUACACCCAGUCCUGAGUUCUCUGUGUCUUCUAAUUUAUCCAGAAGUCUGCAACCGGAAGCAAGUCCACAAGUUUACAAAGCAAUAGAUUCCAAGUGUCUAGAACCAUUGAAAACUGGAGACUGUCGAAAUUAUGUAGUGAAGUGGUAUUAUGCCAAGGAUUCAAAUUCAUGUGCCCGAUUUUGGUAUGGAGGCUGUGAUGGCAACCAAAAUAGGUUUGAGACAGAACAGGAAUGCCGGGAAGCCUGUUUUCAAGGAUAAUCGGAGAAUUCAAGCUUCCAGAGGAAAGUGAUUUCUAGAAUUUGUCCAACAAUUCAAGAAGAAUUCCAAAUGUUGAGCUAUUACAAGUGCUACUUCUGUACCACACCUACUGCUUUCUACAAUGCAUCCAAUAGACUUUAUAGAGCAUGUUUUCUUCAUAGUUAAUACCUUCACUUGACAAAAGAAGCCACAGCUGAUAAUUUCAUGUUUAUUUUUUAAUAUCUAAAACUGCCUAUGGCAGUCUUUCAGGAACAUUAACAAAUCAGAUACCAAGGAUGUUUAAUAUAUAGCUUUAAUAAAAUGUGGGAUUUUUAUUAUAUAGGAAUGAAAAUACUCUCUAACACCCCCCUACUCUCCACAAAUAAUACAUGAAACUGCUAGACACUGUAGGAGCAACAAAUGGGAAAAUGCAUCACAUUACUUACUACUCUCUGGGGGUCUGAGAAGGGAGAGUGGGGAUUAUUCCAUCACUGCAAGAUAAGGCAGCCAUUCUACUCAGACUAUGUACUGCUGAGGGAAACAAUAACGGAAACUUUUAAUGCGGAAUCUGUAUAUAUAGGUGGAGAUAUAUAGGUGCAGUUGCCUAGAUGGGCUUUUAAAGGUAUGUCUAAAUAUGGUAUCUAAGGAUUGUGCAAGCCAAAGUGGGAAACAUCUGCUCCACCAGAUCUUGUUGGACUGCAAUUCUCAACAGCCCUAGACAGCAGCUCCAAAGAGAAGGAAUGAUGAGACUUACAGUCCAAAAGCUUCUGCACCAGUUGCCCUUCUAAGGUAAACAUUGUUGCUUCCCAGCCUUUCUUUAAUACAUGUAUAGUGGCUGUAAUUGCAAGCAGAUAGUCAUAUAAAACAGAUGCUCCUGCAAAUGCAUGCUGCACAUCAAGAGUCAUUCAAUCAGUUCAGUUAAUAGGCAUCAAGGAUAUCUGCUUGCCAAAAGGACUCUCCUGGUGAGUCAGGACUAGUAUUUGGGGGAAUGUGUGUUAAAGCUCAUGCCAUAUAUUUUUGUUUCUCAGGUCUCUUUGUAGAAAAGAGUAGAUAGCAAAAUGUUACAGUAAAUUAUAGGAGGAUUUAAUAGGAAAAAGCACUGAAAGAUGUAUAUAAGUGUAUUUUUUCAUACUACAUUUUCCUCUGAAACCCUGCCUCCACACAAAAACGUACUGUACAAGCUAAACUAAUCAGCACUUAUUAAAUUGAUCUUCCAAAGAUGAUGUGUAUUUGUAUUGUUUUUAUUUGGAAAUGCUAACUGUUAAUCUAUUGGACUGUAUUGGAACUGUUAACCUAUUGGAUUGUUUUUUUAAAGUACAGGUAGAGUGCAUUAGCACUCAAAUGUGCUUUUAAAUUCAUGUUUCAUUUAUGUCCAUAUGAUUCCUAAUAGAGCAAGUAACAAACACAUCAAAAAUUG
Messenger RNA from Sceloporus undulatus (fence lizard), 5025 nucleotides. RefSeq names its product collagen type XXVIII alpha 1 chain (gene COL28A1). The record is from RefSeq and is a predicted model, not a curated record. Lineage: Eukaryota; Metazoa; Chordata; Lepidosauria; Squamata; Phrynosomatidae. Bases 171 to 3629 code for a protein of 1152 amino acids. Gene Ontology annotation, molecular function: serine-type endopeptidase inhibitor activity. The transcript has 35 exons.